UAUUAGACUGUUUAUGUAGCCUACUUUCAGCAGAACAAUAAUAUGUAUACAAUGAAAAUCCGCAGUAAAAAAUAUAAGGUUCCAUUGGCUCUCGGUAAUCCCUAUUAGAGUGAAAGUGAUAAAACAGAAUAUAUUCAGGGAAACUUGUUUAGUCCAGUAGGUAAUGAGUACAUCCUGCAGGAAGAGGAAAACCAUUGUUGUGACUGAUUAUCAUAACUGAUCAAUCACAAUCAGUGAGCUCCAUGUGUGUGAUGUGGAAUGGCGGCUCACUGGCUGUUGCUUAUCUGUCUGGUGAAAUCCAUUCACUGCUUGAAUGAUGACAUAUCAGAGGCUACUGACAUGCUGUUAAUGGAAGGAGAGAUAUCUCGAAUUGUAUCUCCUGACGACAAACAUCAGAGUGCAGCCUACUCAGAGUCAGGUGUCGGACAAGAUCAAACAUGUGCGACUGGGGCCAAGUGUACAUCCUUGCAGAGCUGUAGACUGGUCCGAACACUGAUGAACAAGAAUUGUCUUGCUAGUAACAAGCUCCGAGAGCUUACCUGUGGCUACUUGGGUGACGAACCUCUCGUCUGCUGUCCUGUCUCUGCCAUCAAACACGACCCUGAGCCUGUCAAUGGUGAAGCCUGCGGAGCUCCUCUCCUCUACAACUGGUGGAAAAACAACUACCAGGGAGUUGGGGCUUUACCAUUUGUCGCUAGGAUCGGGUUUAGGAGUAAAACCCAAGGUACAACAUCCUACCCUUGCUGUGGUUCCAUAAUAUCUAAGCGAGUAAUCUUAACAUCGGCUCACUGUGCACUGGCCCAGACUGCAAAACAGUAUGUGUGGACAGUGAGAGUUGGAGAGUAUGACAUGGCCAAGGACCCAGAUUGUGGUAAAUCCUUCUGUGCUCAUCCUGUACAAGACAUCCUCAUCAGCCACGUGGUGGUACAUCCUGGAUAUGAGCCAAAGUCCUUCAGACACAACAUCGCACUACUGGUCCUCAGACACAACAUUAACUUUUCUGUGAAUGCUCAGCCAGUGUGUUUAAGGAACAGCCCAUAUUCUCUAGUUGGACAACGGGCCAAGUUGGUUGGUUGGGGAAAAACUCCUGGACAAUUGGAAACUCCCGAUGAACAGCAGACUGUGGAGAUGCCGAUUUUACAAAGGAAAAAGUGCACCGAUGUUUAUGAUGACGUGAUUCCUGUCACUCAAGAUCAUCUUUGUGUUGGAGGCGAGAAGAACAAGGAUGCUUGUUCAGGGUUUGGAGGUGCUCCUCUUGUGUACCUAGAUAGAACUGACCAGCCUAAGUAUUAUCAGGUGGGGAUUGUCUCUUUCGGUUCAGAUAAAUGUGGAGUACAAGGGAUCCCAAGUGUGUACUCUAGUAUAGACAAAUAUCUGGACUGGAUCAAACUCAACUCUCCUGAUCUGUAAUGUUCAGAAUAUUUACAAUAUUAGGCGUUAAUAAACUUGUA
Macrosteles quadrilineatus (aster leafhopper) is the source of this 1451-nucleotide messenger RNA. Its product is annotated as venom protease-like. Lineage: Eukaryota; Metazoa; Arthropoda; Insecta; Hemiptera; Cicadellidae. Gene Ontology annotation, molecular function: serine-type endopeptidase activity. Gene Ontology annotation, biological process: proteolysis. The transcript is spliced from 8 exons. The coding region runs from base 259 to 1410 and encodes 383 amino acids. The record is from RefSeq and is a predicted model, not a curated record.